This is a messenger RNA of Cydia splendana, 1292 nucleotides long. RefSeq lists its product as uncharacterized. Bases 234 to 1292 code for a protein of 352 amino acids. The transcript has a single exon. The record is from RefSeq and is a predicted model, not a curated record. NCBI's taxonomy places the organism in Eukaryota, Metazoa, Arthropoda, Insecta, Lepidoptera, Tortricidae.
UAUCACAGCUGAUCGCUCGGUCAGUGAACUCGCGGGUAGGUUAAGAUUUUUAUAAAAUAUUUAAUGUCAUAAUUGGUGGUAGUUUUAACUUGUCUCUCGAAAUACAUCUUCUAAUACGAACGGACGCGCAUUUGCCUUUUUAUUAGUUAUCCCAGUGUUCCCGGCUCCUAUAUAUCUCAUUUGGCGACGAAUACGGACAAUUAAGCGUGCGGCAGUGAAAGGACAGUAUUAUAAUGUCGAUUGGAAAGUUGCAACCGUUUGAUCCUAGCGCGGACGAUUGGGCGUUGUAUGUGGAUAGGUUAGAGCAAUAUUUCAUUGUGAAUAGCGUAACGGAUGCAUUGAAAGUGCCUACGUUAAUAACAGUGAUGGGCAGUGCAAGUUACGAGUUAUUAGUGACAUUGUGUACGCCGGACAAACCUUCAACAAAAAAAUUUGAAGUGUUAAAAGAACUGAUGACUAAUCAUUUACAGCCUAAAAGGAGCAUAAUGGCGGAACGUUACAAAUUUCGUCAACGAAUACAAAAAAAAGGCGAGUCGUUGGCGGUCUAUGUCGCGGAUUUAAAGAAGAUGACUCAAUAUUGUGAUUUUAAGACGGAACUGGAAAAUAAUCUACGGGAUCAAUUAGUGUGUGGCAUAGCGGACGAUACUAUUAGGCAGAGGUUGUUCGUAGAAGAUGCUUUGACAUUCGCCAAGGCUUGGAAGCUGGCGGUUGCCAUGGAGGCAGCAGAGAAAGACGCAGCGGCAGUCGAUAGUAGGACGCGCGGCACUAGUAAAGAGGUUGUGGAAGUGCUAUAUGCAUCGGCCAGCGGCAGCGGGGCCCGAAGGCAGGGCUCGUCGGGGACCUGGAGGUCUAACGGGGCAACCCAGGUAGCGGGGCGCAGCAAGGCGGCACCGCAGGCAUGGGGCGGACGCGCACAGGCGAAGCAGGCGCCCGUGGCGGGAGCGGCAUCGGCAGGAGCGCCGCGCGCUCGCGAGCAGGGCCAGUGUCGUGUUUGUGGCGGCAAUCAUGACGCGGCGACUUGCAAAUUCCGCGUGUAUUCUUGUCGCGUAUGCAUGCAACAAGGUCAUUUAAAGAAGAUGUGUCCCCGACUACAAACUGGAGCUAGAGUGCAUGCGUUGGACGCAAACGAGGAGGAUGAGGAGGAGUUGUUGAACGAGGUACAAUUUAACGCUUUAUCUGUAGGCAGUUUAAGUCGUUAUAAGCCGUUUAUGAUGACAUUGGACGUUAACGGAAUAGGUUUAGAAAUGGAAGUUGACUCCGGUAGUGCCAUUUCAUGUAUAUAUAAGUCUUGA